AUGACGUUCCAAGAUCUUGAUAGCAUCAUUGCCCAGCUUACGCUCGCCGAGAAAGUUGGCCUUCUUUCUGGUGCUGGUGCUUGUAGUACCGCUUCAUUGGAAAGGCUCAACAUUCCCAGCCUUCAAAUACCGAAGCCACCAGGAUACCAGUUUCCAUCAGCUACUGCGAUGGGCGCAACAUUUGACGUGGACCUACUCUAUCGGAUCGGGCAACUACUGGGCGAUGAGGGCAUACGCAAACGCGUGCAUGUAGCUCUGGCCCCAACCGUUUGCAUUCAACGUUCACCUCUAAUCGGGAGAGGAUUCGAGGCAUUUGCAGAAGACCCAAUUCUCAGCGGUACCUUGGCCGCAAACUAUGUUAAUGGCAUCCAGGAUCGCAAUGUCGGGGCCUGUAUCAAGCAUUACAUGGCGCACGAUCAAUCCACAAAAGCAACCGAAGAUGACGUCCACAUGACCCAUCGCACACUGCGAGAGAUACACCUCAUGCCCUUUCAAGUCGCAAUGACGAAGUCGAAGCCGUGGGCGAUCAUGACCGCUUACCAAAUGGUCAAUGGCCUUCACGUCAGCGAGGACCCAUUUCUCAUUCAGCAGGUUCUGAGACACGAAUGGAAAUUCGACGGCCUGGUCAUGAGCGACUGGUGGGGAACUUAUAGCACUUCAGAGGCCAUCAAUGCGGGCCUCGACUUGGAAAUGCCUGGCCCUAGUAUCUGGAGGGGGAAGCAGCUUAUGGCGGCAGUGGAAUGCCGCAAAGUAUCAGUCCAGACCGUAGAUGCGGCCGUCAAGAAUUUGUUGAAACUCAUACGCAGGACAAGGGCUUGGGAAAGUCGCGACAAAGGUGAGGAUGGCAACACGGCGGAAAGUCGAGCACUACUGCGGAAGGUCACGGCAGAUUCCAUCGUCUUGCUCAAAAACCAGAGCAACGUGCUCCCAUUGGAAAGAAAAGCAAGCGUUAAAUGCGGACUAAUCGGCGAGCAUUUCUGGAACCCUGGCAAUUGCGGUGGAGGAAGUUCUGAGGCAGUCCCGUUCUACAUCAACACCCCCUUGGACGCAUUCACCGAGAUGCUGGGCGACGAAAACAUCCGUUACGAGCAGGGGUGCUAUACUCGAAGGUGGACGCCAUUGAUACAGUCGGGGCUCUAUCUUCCUCAUUCGCAAGAACCCGGACUUCUCCUUGAGUGGUUUCGUGAUGACCCCUCGACCGUCCAGGGAGCCCCAUCCCUGCAUUCAACCACUACAAGAAACACUUCGAUGUAUUUCAGCCAAAUGGCUUUCGAGAAUGUGCCCGCCGCCCAUUUCAUUCGCAUAACGUCAACGUUUAUUCCCGAGAAAACCUGUCGCUAUCGAUUUGCGCUUAGUGUGUGCGGCAAGGCACGGCUGACUAUCAACAACGAAGAGAUAAUUGAGCUCUGGAAAAGCCACCCAGAGAAAACGGACGACACGCCGUGCUUCAAUAAACUUUCCAUGGAAAGGUUUGCCGAAUUGGACAUUGAAGAGGGGCAACAUUACGAUCUUGUCAUAGUCAUGACAAAUGUCCUUAUUACUCCUAGUGGACCGCCAUCCCCAGGCGGUGUUCGACUGGGCGGACAGGAACUACGAGAUGAGGAUCAAGCCAUAACCGACGCGGUGAAAUUGGCCCGAGAAGUCGACAUACCCGUCAUUCUGACUGGCCUCAGCUCAGACUAUGAGUAUGAGGCUUCCGACCGGAAAGACCUAUUUCUUCCGGGGCAAGAGAACAGGAUGAUUGAGCUGGUCUGUCGAGCUAACCCAAAUACUGUUGUUAUUAUCCAGGCUGGGAUGCCUGUUCAGAUGCCGUGGAUUGACCAUGCCAACACCCUUGUUCACGUCUGGCUGGGUGGUCAGGAGACGGGACAUGGGAUUACAGAUGUUCUUUUUGGGGACGUCAACCCAUCUGGCCGUCUUUCUGUGACGUUUCCCAAGCGUCUCGAAGACACACCAGCCUUUCUCAAUUUUGGCAAGGUUGACCGGCAAAUCGUGUAUGGUGAAGGCGUCUUCGUCGGGUACCGAUACUACGAAAAGAUUGAUCGCCCUCCUCUCUUCUACUUUGGAUACGGCCUAUCUUAUACGAAGUUUGAGUACUCAAACCUGAGAGUGCCUGGCACUUUCAUUGGGCAAGAAAACCAUGUAAUGGAAAUCUGCGUCGACAUCGCCAAUACCGGCAGCUACGAUGGCUCGGAAGUCGUCCAAGUCUACGUGUCCGACAUAGAAUGCUCUGUGCAAAGGCCACGGAAGGAACUGAAAGCAUUCCAAAAAGUUCGUAUUGCCAAGGGGGAAAAGCGGACAUGCACUAUCUCUCUUGAUAAAUAUGCACUUUCUUUCUGGUCGGAGGAGUACUCUAAAUGGAGAGCAGAAGCCGGAGAUUACGCCAUCAUCAUCGCCACUAGCGCCGACCCCAACGAUGAAGUACUGCAAAAGACUUUUCGGCUCCAGGAGACAUUCAUGUGGGCAGGCCUUUAG
Messenger RNA from Ilyonectria robusta, 2475 nucleotides. Its product is annotated as glycoside hydrolase superfamily. The coding region runs from base 1 to 2475 and encodes 824 amino acids. Gene Ontology annotation, biological process: glucan catabolic process. Gene Ontology annotation, molecular function: beta-glucosidase activity. The transcript has 4 exons. Lineage: Eukaryota; Fungi; Ascomycota; Sordariomycetes; Hypocreales; Nectriaceae. The record is from RefSeq and is a predicted model, not a curated record.